AUGACCCCCAGCUGCUUCUUGCAGCAGAUGUAAAUUAAUUGUUCAUUAUCACCUUAAUAUCAGGCCAUCAUGACAACAAAGUCGCAUUUUUCUAAUGUUUUUUUUUUUAGUUUUUCAUAAAAUAUGAAUUCUAAUGCACAGAAACAUUGCAAACUGAAACUUUCUAUUUCAAUAGUUUUAUUGCAAAAAUGAAUUGGUUUGUGGCUAAACUGAACUAUUGCACAGUAAGAGGAUGCUUUUCUCCAAAAAUUGGCUGUCCAAGUUAAAAAAAACAAUAACCAAAAAGCUGUGAGCUAUCAGUGCACAAUGAAUUCAUAUCAUACAUGUUAGGACAUGGUAGUUUUUAUCUGUUUGAAUAGAUACCCUGAUGAAUAAUGUAUUUGCAUAUGCGUUACAUAGUUAGGUGUCAUAGUGACUCAAGGCAGCACAGUAUUUGUCUCUGUUUCUUUAUUGAUAGCUGAGCAAGUCUUCCAUCUUGGGAACAAUCAUCACGAGGUGCUAAUGCUGUUGGUGUUAUAUAGCUUUAUUUCCGUCAGUUCUUUCAUUUAGUUCACUCAGUAGUGAAAAGACUUGUUAAGAUGAAAAAAAAACCUUCCCAAAGAUCACUUCAGGUGUGUUCCUUUUAACCAUUGUUUGAUGUGACUUUUUCUGUUCCGAUGCAUCUAUGAAUAUGCGUCUGUGUUGUGUAUCACAGGCCAACAAAGGGAUGAUUCUUUUUAAAAGCACUCCCUGUCCCCAUGUGACUCAUCCUUCUAUAUCUUCUGCUGUGUAUGUAAAGAGAUUUAACUGUAGAAAUGGAUAUCUCACAUGCUACGGAUCAAUAUGAUGCCACUAUAUGGCUGCUGUAUCACAAUAACUGACUUAGGGGUCCCUGUCGCUGUCAUGAGGGAUUUCUGCAAGAGAUUCAUUCUGAAUAUCUGAUUGAUUUCAUUAAAUGUGAUUAUAGUAAAUAAAUAGAUAAAUGAUGUUUCAGUCAUUUCCCUACCAGAGAUAACUUUUGACAUUAGUGUGAAAGGACCCUUCCAAUCAUUUAAAAAAAUAAGAAUGAUAAUACAAAUUGACAAUCUAGCCAAUAUAAAAGUGUAUAAUAUCAUCCCAACAACUUAUAAAAAUAUUCAGCGGUCCCUUUAUUUAAAAUGUUUUUCACAACACUGACAAUUUUUUACAUUUAUAUUUAACAUUCAUAUUUACGUUCAACAUUUACAUUAUCCUUGGAAAAGUUAUUGCAUGCAUUUGCAUUAAUUUCUUUCUAAAUGAUUGAAAAAGUGACAUAUUAAUAUUGUCGUGCUUUUUUUUCAUAUGAUCAUGCUAAAUGUACCAAAACUGCGCAGGAUUUUAGAACGUGCGACAUUUUACAAACGGCGGCCCUUAUUCAUCCACCACAUUCAUACCAUCGUCUGAUUGGGGCCCCAGCCGGCCCCAUGCAAUACAUUUCCAUUAUCAUUUUGGAAUGAGGCUGCCAAUAUCUCCUGUAUGCCUCUUUCCCACCAGAAAUAUACAGUUUGAAAGCAAUGCAGUUCAUAAUAAUAUUGUUUGAAGAACUUCCCAUGCAGGUGGAAGCGUCGCAUUGACAGCUGUCCAUCAGACCCAGUUACUGACCACUAAGCUGCUUAAGCACGUUUCCUUAGUGGUGGACUCGCCGCUAUUGGCUGACAAGAGCCCAGCGAACUGUCAAUCCGCCGAAACAAACACGCCCCGCGGAGCCCCGCCUACUUCCACCUGCAGCCUUGAGGUCUCGCGCCUCCCGCGCAAAGCCGUGGAGCGCGAGCGCGCGAGCGGCCUGCUGGAGCAGCAUGGAGGAGUGUGACCUGCUGAAAGAGAGGCUGCAGGCCAUCACUGAAAAACAUCGCAUCCAGGAUGACAUCAGGCAGAGGAAACUGGAGCUGGACCGGGAAAAAGUCAAACUUCAGCAUCUAAAGAAAAAAGCCCUGAGGGAGCGAUGGCUGCUGCAGGACUCGGCUUCCCACAAUGCAAAAGACUCCCCGCAUCAACAAAGCCUUCUGUGUGACCAGCAGCAGACCAGAGCACUGCAGCUAAACAUCCACAGGAUAGAAAUGGAAGUGCAGUGUUUGGAGAGAGAGGAGUCCAGGAUUUCUACCAACGCGUCUUUCAUCCUCAACAGACUGAAGGCUGUGGAGAGAAGUUCAGGGGACAUUAUCAAGGAGGCCCAGGACAGCUUCGUUCCUGAGCCGUUACUGGUCAGCAAAGUCAGCCCUGAUGUCCCACAAUCCCUCUCUCCACCAGGCAGCAAACACUCUGAAACAAACACGCCAACUCUGUUUGCCAUGGAGAUCAAUGUGACUAGAAACCUGUUGACUGGGCAGAGCACGGUGCUCUCUCCUGCACCCGGUCCCCCUGAGAAGGUCAACCAGCACGCCGGCCUCAAGGGUUACGACGACGGCAGGAAGUGUGUUCACGCCCUGAAUUCACAGGGGUCACAUGAUCAGAGCUGUGUGUCUGUGCUGUCAGCAAACGAGGUUGAACAGUUGCUGAGAAGCGCCACAGUGCAUCGCCACCUUAACCACAGCAAAAGGGAACAGAAAUGCUGUCUCAAACACCAAGAUGAGAGGGAUGGAGUGGAGGGGUUUGACCUCAGAAACCAGCGGGGAUGUUAUGGGAGCCAUCUCCUCAGAAACACCCCACCGGAGAAAGAAUUCAACGGCCGGCAAAGUGGGAAGAGCCAACCAGGAGGCGAGUAUCACUGCGGUCACCAGGAAAGCGUUCACAGACAGCAGGAAGAGAGAAUGAACCGAAGCAACCUACGGGAAGGUCAUCGCCUUGGUAACCACAGCAGGGGGGGACACCCGUUUGGCAACCAGAGAGAACGCCACUGUAGUUCGUACCAGGUGAGAAACUGUCACUGUGUUCAGGAAGAUCGGCCUUCCCACCACACCAGCAGCAUCAUCAACAGUGUGGUUAAUAGAGGCAGAGCCAAUGAUCGCCCACCGCCCAGAUCACAUGACAUGGGAACAGAGUUUGACUGCCCGGGUCAGCUCUGUUACACUUCAGCCAAUUAUAUUCCUCUUAGCGAUUACAUCAGCGUGGACGAAGAAGAACUUUAUGGCCACAGCCCUCCAUCCCAUCACAGCCAUGAUGGCAGAACUACCACUGCCCUGUGCAGUGGCCCCGCCCCCUCUGACAGAGCGCCCUCUCCCAUCUACGGAGAUAACAUCCCUUACACCAUCCUCAAUGCCAUGGAAACCACAGAGCCAAUCACAGCCAUCUUCAUGGGCUUCCAGACGGCGCAGGACGACAGUUGUCGGGGUCGGGAGUUUGAGGGCUCCCUGAAGGCCGAGCUGGUCGUCAUUGAAGACAUCGCAGACUGCAGCGAUGACCACGGUGUGAAGAAGAAGAAGUGCCACCUGCAGCUUGGGCAAAAUGGUUACCCAAUAGGAGGUUCAUCCAAUGGAAACGGGGCGCGUGUGGACGGGGUGGGAGACAGGUGGAAGGGGACAGGGGUGGGAUCAGGUGUCAGACAGAGACCCUGCUGCACUGUGUGCUAACGGGACUAGCUAAGCCCCGCCCACCCAACAAGCAGCUGCACCGCCUGCUCACCUCAUGGCGGGUGAUUUGUCAUUUAUAAACUUACAAUUCUUUCUACAAAUUUACUGACUUGGCAUCAGAGCCUUCAUUCAACACAUGAAUAGUUUUUGGGCUGACAUUCUGUCGAUAAGCUCGCCAUGAAGGUGGCCAAAGGAUGGAUAAAUACACCUCAAAAGAAUACUCCAUACUUAAAUGAUUUAACGUAAGGCAUUCGCCCUGUUUCAUUGUUGGAGAAUAUUUGAUCAGUUUAGUACAGUCAAGUCUCCUGAAACGGCAAUGGGGAACAUAAAAACAUUCUAAUUCUCUGCUAUCUAAGUGAUUAUGUCUUAUUAAAUGAUCCAUUACGCGUAUUAACCCAUCAGCAGGUUGCUAGCGCUCCUCUGCUGGUACAAACAAGGUGCUAUUUUAUCUCAGAGUGGACUUCGGCUGAAGCUCUACUUGAACACUGUGUUUUUAAUAGUUGCUUCAGUAGGCAGAGACACUUAGUGUGGAAUAGAUGCUAAAACUCAAUGAUCUCCAUCAGAUGAUUCCUCUACUUAACCCAAUGUCAAAUGAAACACACUUCAUUGGAUGUGGUCUUAGGCGGAUUCAUUUGACUAGCUAGUGCUUUUUAAUUGCAGAUGAUUAUCCCUGUUUUUAAAGCAACGUCUGAAGUUUGAAUGGUAGAUGCUAAACAUGUAUGUUACACAUGUUACGUGCUUACACGUGUAACAAUGAUGCUAAUAAACCUUUUUUUACAGAUCG
Molecule: messenger RNA, 4287 nt
Organism: Pungitius pungitius (ninespine stickleback)
Lineage: Eukaryota; Metazoa; Chordata; Actinopteri; Perciformes; Gasterosteidae
Product: palmdelphin-like
Exons: 9
Coding region: 1794-3503 (569 amino acids)
Biological process (GO): regulation of cell shape
Cellular component (GO): membrane; cytoplasm
Source: RefSeq, a predicted model, not a curated record